ACUCAAGUUGAGAAGUUCCGAAACAUACCGCUCUCAGAUAGCACGGUCGCUCGACGUAUCGAGAACAUCAGCUCAUGGCUGGAGGCGAAGGUCUGCGGCGAGAUCAGGUCGAGUCCUAUGUGGGCGCUUCAACUGGACGAGUCUACGGACGUGAGUGGUUCAGCAAUCCUCUUGGUUUUAGUGCGCUAUGUAUUCGAAUGUGAUGUUCACGAAGAGCUAUUGCUAUGCAAGUCUCUGAAGAGUAACGCGACAGGAGAGGCAAUAUUCAAUGUGAUCGAUGCCUAUCUCAAGGAGAAUGGUGUUCCUUGGGAUACGUGCAUAAAUAUCUGCACCGAUGGCGCGGCUGCCAUGGUUGGCCACCAGAAAGGCGUCGUCGGUAAAGUGAAGAAGGUCUCACCGGAUACCACGGCCAGUCAUUGCAUCAUUCAUCGCGAAAUGCUUGCGAUGCGAAAACUUCCCUGGUCCCUCGAGACCGCGCUCACUGAAGCCGUCAAGAUUGUCAACUACAUUAAGACCCGACCAUUGCAGUCAAGAUUAUUUAAAAUUAUGUGCGACGAAAUGGGAAGUUCGCAUUCAUCAUUGCUGCUCCACACCGAAGUCAGGUGGUUAUCCCGGGGUCGAGUCUUGAAUCGUCUUUUCGAGCUGCGGAAGGAGCUCAUGAACUUCAGUCUCGAUAGCCCAUUCAAUCUGUGCGAGCGUCUCCGGGAUUCCCAGUGGCUAAAACAGCUCGCUUAUCUAGCAGACAUGUUCAAUAAACUGAACGAGCUCAAUCUAUGUCUCCAAAGGAGGAGCGUGACCAUCUUCGACGUCACAGACAGGAUCACCGCAAUGAAGCGAAAGAUGGAGCUCUGGGCUGAACUGAUAUCCGAAGAUCGCCUCGACUUCCUGCCGACACUCCAGGAUUAUCUACGCGAGACAGACGAAACAUUGGAUGAGAGCAUCAAGCAUGAUAUUCACGAUCACUUGUUGAACUUGCGUGAUAGUCUUGAGAAAUAUUUUCCAUCAAAGUCGAUGGAAGAUCAGAUUGCUCAUAAGUGGAUUAAAAAUCCUUCCUCGGCUUCUCUUGAUCGCGGGCUAAGUGCCUGCCAGAAUGAGGAAUUGAUCGAGUUACAAAACAACUCGCAGCUGAAGCAGCUCUUCCUCACAACCUCUUUAGCGAAAUUCUGGGCUUCUGUCAAUGACAACUUCCCACUCCUAUCGAACCUAGCGCUGAGAACACUCGUGCCUUUCGUCAGCACGUAUCUCUGUGAAAGAGGGUUUUCGGCUUACAUCGCAACCAAGAAUAAGUACAGGAACCGACUAGACGCUGAGCCCGAUAUGAGGCUCCAGCUUUCCAACAGGACUCCAAAUUUCGCUGAGAUCUUAUCCGGAAGCCGCAAUCAUCCGUCUCAUCGAUCACAUCCACUCGUAUGGCUCCGUGGAGUGUUCCGCGGGUCAUUUGGGGUGCUGUCGGGGUUCCACGAAAAAUAG
Molecule: messenger RNA, 1470 nt
Organism: Galendromus occidentalis (western predatory mite)
Lineage: Eukaryota; Metazoa; Arthropoda; Arachnida; Mesostigmata; Phytoseiidae
Product: zinc finger BED domain-containing protein 5-like
Exons: 2
Molecular function (GO): protein dimerization activity
Source: RefSeq, a predicted model, not a curated record